Molecule: messenger RNA, 2659 nt
Organism: Hippocampus zosterae (dwarf seahorse)
Lineage: Eukaryota; Metazoa; Chordata; Actinopteri; Syngnathiformes; Syngnathidae
Gene: ltap1
Product: chromosome 5 C1orf43 homolog
Exons: 7
Coding region: 266-1033 (255 amino acids)
Biological process (GO): phagocytosis
Source: RefSeq, a predicted model, not a curated record
ACUAAACGUCGCCGACAUCACGUGACCAACCCGGAAGUCAACAAACUCGACGGCGACAUGUAACUUUUCAAAAGCAACGUUUACAUUUCUCCGAGCCUUAACUUUUUAAAAGUGCAUUUUAAAGUGUCGUUUUGCUGCAUGUUAGCGUCGCAGUUCGCGCUCGAAGGACGACUCGUAAGCAGACGCAGCCUUGCAACUGUUGUCGCGCUUGUUUUUAUUUUGUUUGUUUUUUAGGGAGGAGUGAAAGUAAAAGUCAAAGUGUAAAAUGCGAAGCGAUUCUCCUCUGUCGAGCGUCAACGUCGUGCUCGUCAUGGCCUUUGGUAGUCUGGUCUUUGUACUGCUGUUCAUCUUUGUGAAAAGGCAAAUUAUGCGACUGGCCAUGAAAUCUCGACGGGGACCCCACGUUCCCAUUGGUCACAAUGCUCCAAAGGAGCUAAGGCAAGAAAUCGAAGCCAAACUGUGCCAAGUUCAGAAAAUCCACUUUGAGCCUCGUCUGCUGUCUCCAGAGGAUGAGCGGCUAAAAUCAGCUACCUGUGAGUACCAGUACAGGAUGAGAGCAUUGGACGCCAUCAGAGAGACAGAUUUCCCUUUUUGGGAGCUGGGCGGAUCCUCCACUGCUGUGACGGGAAAACGAUUCAGAACUUGGCUUCUGCAGCUAAAAAAUUCACACUGCCUCUUCCGGGACGGCCAGAAGGGUCUGAUUGACAUGGUGCUGGAUGGCUACAAUAAAGCACGCCAUGGGGACAAGGCUUUUGGUGAAGCAGAACUCAGUAAAUACCAGGAGGCUCUCACUGAACUGGCCAGUGUUGUCAAGAGCCAGAGCAGAAGCGGUAGCAAUAGCAGCAGCACGGCAAGCCAGCGGCACCAGAUUGCCGCAAAGGAUUUGACCCCACCCGCUGAGCCCGUAAGCUCCUCCCCAUCGUCGCGGGCCCACCUCACGUCGGCGGCACAGCAGCGCAUCAAGAGGACCAGGAAUUUGCUGGAGCUCAAGAACUUUAAGGACAAGUACAACACACUCGACAGCACAUUGUAAGAAUGAAUGGAAGCGAAGGUUGGCGCCAUCUAGAGGCGUUUUUUGUUACAACAGCUGCCCGUUUUCUGUAGCAGGUUUCUCAAACCUUUUUGGUUCAGGGACUCGUUUCAGGGGAAAGCUUUUUUCUUUGUCAUUCUGACGUUGAUUAAAUGUAACUAAAGUGUGCCCUUGAAUGGCAAAAUAAUUAAUAUUUUUCAAGAGAAAAAAGUCAUUACGUUCCAUUAAUAACUUUGUUUGGUGUCGAAAACAAAUUCAAAAUUGCACUUUCAAUCAAUAAAAAUAAGGUGUGAUCUUUCAAAGGAGACUUAAUGUUUGCAAAUGGGGCAGCAACUAACUUUUAUAAUAAUAAUUAAUUCAUCUGUAAACUUUUUUCAAUUCACUGAUGGAUCAGAUUAAAAAAGGGGAAAAAACAACAUUGUUGAAUUUCUGUCCCCUUUUCCCAGGACAGGACAUGGUUUCAAGUUGACAGUACAGAAAGUGCGCAAACAUCAAUUGAUUAUGAUUCAGUUACUGGUUUGUUAUAGGUCAGAAAAUUGGCAAAAAUCUUGCUCAUUUUUACCAAAGUAAAAGUGGAUGUUUUUGCAAAUGUCUUAUUUGUUCUCGUCUCGUCGCGUGGACAGUUUGCUGCUUCAUAGAGAGAUUAUGUCUUACUGUAGAUCACACUCAUCAAAAUUCAAAAAAAUUUAAUCAGGGAUCAAGUAAACAUUUCUUGAUAAUUUUUUUUUGGGGGGGGGCUGAUUCAGUUUUUUUUUCCUCUGAAGCAACAUGAUAAAAACCCUAUGAGUGUAUAUGUACGCCGCUCAAAGUGUUACUUUUAAAUAUCAAUAUGUAUUGUCAUGGAGGAGUAUUAGGCAGUUGGAAACAAAAAGAAGAACAAAGAGAUUUAAGUUGUACUCAUGAGAAUUUUGAGUUGAAAAAAAUUCUAAAAAUAAAUCUAUAAAAUAUUCUGUACUUUGGCUGUUUUGGUACGAACAACUUUAUUUUCGUAAUACAGCAUGACGAUGUUAAUCGUGAGCUUUUUUCCCCUGGAUAAUAUCGAACUGUAUCCUCAAAAUAUCUACUGGUACUUUUUUUUUUCGGGGGGGGACACCUUAAUUUUCACAAGUUUACAACUUAAAUCAGGCAGUUUUUUUUUCGUUUUGCUUUCAUUGGCCCUAAUCCUCCUCCAUAUAAUUCCUCCCUCUCACUCGCAGUUUUUGCUUGAUACUUGCAAGCAUCAGGUCUAUGUGAUGUACUCAUGGAGUUGACUUGACCAAAACUGAAACCAUGAUGGUAUGUGGGAAUGAUAAGACAAUCAGUAUUUAUUGCGCCGAUGUGAAAAAACAAAAAAACACGCUUCCUGUAUGACCACUUUAAUGAUAGCAUGAGAGCUAAUCACAUUUAGUGAAAUGCAUGCACUUAUUUUUCAAUUUCUAUAUUUUAUUUUUUCAUGCCUUAACAUGAUUUACUGAAUUACAUAAUUUCAAUGCAAUUGAAUUUAUUUGCAGUGCAUCAGUUCUUUCUGAAUGUAACGCGAUUUUCGGACGUCUGUUAUUUGGAUUUAUCCCAGAAAGCUACUCUAACGUCUGAAUGCCAAGAUUGUAAUUUCUCUGUAAUUUUCUAAAUGAAACUGUGACCUCAAUAGUU